AAGUUUACCUAAAAAGACACAGGUUUUUCAUUUGCGUGUUGUUUCAGCAAAUUUAUUACUACUACAGAGGCAUAGCCCCACAGAUGCCAUAUUAUGUUUUCUUUUUUUGUUUUUUUUGUCUCCCCAAGGACCUCAGUGACAUGACCGCCAGCAUGGCUGACCCAAGCCGCCUCCUCCACAAUGCCAGCUCCUGCCUUCCUCACUCCCCACCCCCAGUCAGUGUGACCCUCUCUCUGUUCUACACAGCCCUCUUGGUCUUCAGUGCUCUGGGAAACAUCCUUGCCCUACACCUUGCCUGUCAAAAGGGCAAGAAGAUCAACUCAACGGGCGUCUACUCGGUCCAGCUGGCAGUGUCUGACCUCCUGUUCACGCUGGCCCUGCCUGGAAGGAUCACUUACUACCCGCUGGACUUCAGCUGGCCUUUUGGUGAAGGGCUCUGCAGGCUGACGGCGCUCAUCCUCUACGUGAACACCUACGGGGGGGAGGGGGUCUACCUCGUGACGUGCGUGAGCGUGGACCGUUACCUGGCUGUGGUCCGCACCCAUCGGGGCCCCCAGCUCCGCGACGCUGGCCGAGCGCGGCUCAUCGGUGUGGCUGUCUGGGCCCUGGCGUCGCUGCAGACGCAGAGGGCACUGUCCCUUCAGCUCACCAUGCCCCUCAUGAACAUGAACGGUGGCGCUGACCCCAUCAUUUACUUCUUUGCUUCCACACGGUACAGGAAAUGGCUCCUCAGCUUCUUAAAACUCUCAGAGCGUCAGCGUCUUCCUCCUCCCCCACCCAGGGAAGCUUCCUCAGAAACACGGAGUAUCAACCAGGCUGGGGGCUCAGUGCCCUUAGAAGAGAAUAAGGUCUAAUGACUCACCAGCUUUGAGACUUUAUCUAGGGAGGGGGGCAGGACUGGGGGCCUGAAGCUUAUAUAAUUUGAGGGGUGGGUUUUUCAAGAAAAAGAAUACAGGGGAAUAAAUGCAAAAUUAGGUACAGAGUCUUGGAUGGUUAAGUGGGGGCCCCAGAGCUUGAACUUGACAGCUUCAGGAUGUAGCACCUCUCAUGGACUGAAAUAAAGAACAGG
This is a messenger RNA of Prionailurus viverrinus (fishing cat), 1069 nucleotides long. Its product is annotated as G-protein coupled receptor 183-like. Gene Ontology annotation, molecular function: oxysterol binding; G protein-coupled receptor activity. Gene Ontology annotation, biological process: G protein-coupled receptor signaling pathway. NCBI's taxonomy places the organism in Eukaryota, Metazoa, Chordata, Mammalia, Carnivora, Felidae. The record is from RefSeq and is a predicted model, not a curated record. Gene Ontology annotation, cellular component: membrane.